AUGGCACCAGAGAAGAGCCCAGACACUUCCCUCAUCGACCUGGCUGUGAAGAUGAGGAAACAGGCUGAGGCCAGGAAGGUUGUCCUGGCCUGGGGACUCCUGAAUAUCUCUGUAGCAGGCAUGAUCUACACUGAGAUGACUGGAAGACUCAUCAGCACAUACUACAACAUCACUUGCUUCCCACUCUGGUAUAUUGAGUUUGCACUGGCCUCGCUGUUCAGCCUCAAUGCCCUGUUUGACUUCUGGAGGUACUUCACCUACACAGCAGCACCAGCCAGCCUGGUCAGCAGCCCCAGCCAGCAGAUCACAGCCUGGCUCAGGAAGACAGCUGUGCAAGUCACUCCUCCCCGUGAGCCAGCGGCGAAGAGAGUCCUGUCCCUGACGCCUUCCCCUCCCAUCCAGGGGCAGUGUGUGCUGAGCUACAGCCCAUCCCGUUCUCCCAGUGCCAGCCCCAAGUUUGGCACUGGUUGUAUGAGUGGCUACAGCCCUCAGCUCCAGGCCCUGGCAGGGAGCAGCCCAUCCUACAGCUCCUCUGUGACCUACUCACCCAACAGCAGCUUCAACAAGGUUUCCAGCUUCAGCCACUCUCCUAAUGGAUCUCCAUAUUCCACAAGUGCUGGGCAGGUGGAUGGAGGUGGGCUAAGGUCUCACUAUCGCUUCUCUCCCAUUCGCUACAACUCCACCCACAAAGAGGACUUCAUCACUGAUGUCAAGUCACUGGACACGUUCCUGAGGAAUGAGGAGGAGAAACAGCACAGAGUUCAGCUGGGAAGCUCGGAUUCCAGCUCUCCUUCUAGCAGCCCAACCUUCUGGAACUAUGGCCGUUCCAUGGCUGACCAUGCCCAGAUCCUGAGGAAAUUCCAGUACCAGCUGGCCUGCAGGUCCCAAGCUCCCUCAGCACACAAGGAUGAAGCUGAUCUGACCUCCAAACAAGCUGCAGAAGAGGUUUGGGCACGGGUGACAAUGAACCGACAGCUCCUCGACCACAUGGAUUCCUGGACAGCCAAGUUCAGGAAUUGGAUCAAUGACACUAUCCUGGUGCCACUUGUGGAAGAGAUGGAGUCUGUGAGCACUCAGCUGAGGAGAAUGGGCUGUCCAGAACUGCAGAUUGGAGAAGCCAGCAUCAGCAGCCUGAAGCAGGCAGCACUCGUGAAGGCUCCUCUCAUCCCAACCCUGAACGCCCUGGUGCAGUAUUUGGACCUCACACCCAACCAGGAAUAUCUGGUGGAAAGGAUCAGAGAGCUUUCCCAGGGAGGCUGCAUGAGCUCAUUCCGAUGGAACGCGGGAGGAGACUUCAAGGGCCGCAAGUGGGACACAGACCUGCCCACUGACUCCUCAAUCCUGAUGCAUGUGUUCUGCACCUACCUGGACUCCAGGCUCCCUCCUCACCCCAAGUAUCCUGAUGGCAAAACCUUCACUUCCCAACACUUCAUCCAGACUCCAGACAAACCAGACACCUCCAAUGAAAACGUGUUCUGCAUCUACCAGAGCAGCAUCAACCCUCCCCACUACGAGCUGAUCUACGAGUGCCAGGUCUACAGCCUGCCCAAGGGUAGGAACAACAUGUUCCACACCUUGCUGAUGUUCCUGUACAUCAUUAAGACCAAGGAAUCUGGGAUGCUGGGGCGUGUGAAUCUGGGAUUAUCAGGAGUCAACGUCCUGUGGAUCUUUGGGGAGUAA
Acanthisitta chloris (rifleman) is the source of this 1680-nucleotide messenger RNA. RefSeq names its product transmembrane protein 209 (gene TMEM209). Gene Ontology annotation, cellular component: membrane. The transcript has 14 exons. NCBI's taxonomy places the organism in Eukaryota, Metazoa, Chordata, Aves, Passeriformes, Acanthisittidae. The record is from RefSeq and is a predicted model, not a curated record. The coding region runs from base 1 to 1680 and encodes 559 amino acids.